Phragmites australis (common reed) is the source of this 1936-nucleotide messenger RNA. Its product is annotated as 3-oxoacyl-[acyl-carrier-protein] synthase I, chloroplastic-like. Bases 184 to 1569 code for a protein of 461 amino acids. Lineage: Eukaryota; Viridiplantae; Streptophyta; Magnoliopsida; Poales; Poaceae. The transcript is spliced from 7 exons. The record is from RefSeq and is a predicted model, not a curated record. Gene Ontology annotation, biological process: fatty acid biosynthetic process. Gene Ontology annotation, molecular function: 3-oxoacyl-[acyl-carrier-protein] synthase activity.
GCCCCAGAAACCCAAAUCCGCCGUGUGGGCCCCACGACCCCACCCUCCAUACAUACACGCACGCCAGCACCGCUCCACUUCGCUCGAACCCCUCUUCCUCCUCUCCCCCCCUACCCACACCACUCCGCCUCGUUUCCAUCGCCACCACCCUCUCCUCAACCCCACCUGGCCGCCGCCGCCGUCAUGCAGAGCCUCCUCCUCCCGACCGCCUCCGCUGCCGCGGCCCCGGCGGCGGCGACGCGGCGGGGCCGUUUCCCCGGGCGCGUCUCCGUCCGCGCCUCCGCGACGGCGGCGGCCCCGCGGCGGGAGACGGAUCCCAAGAAGCGGGUGGUGAUCACGGGCAUGGGGCUGGUCUCCGUCUUCGGGAACGACGUCGACGCCUACUACGACCGCCUGCUCGCCGGGGAGAGCGGCAUCGGCCUCAUCGACCGCUUCGAUGCGUCCAAGUUCCCCACCCGAUUCGCCGGCCAGAUCCGGGGCUUCUCCUCCGAGGGCUACAUCGACGGCAAGAAUGAUCGCCGCCUCGACGACUGCCUCCGCUACUGCAUCGUCAGCGGCAAGAAGGCUCUCGAGGCCGCCGGACUCCCGCAGGGCUCCAGGCCCAUGGAAAAGAUUGACAAGGCCCGGGCUGGCGUGCUUGUGGGUACCGGUAUGGGUGGCCUCACAGUGUUUUCUGAUGGUGUUCAGAAUCUUAUUGAGAAGGGGCACAGAAAAAUAACUCCUUUCUUCAUCCCGUAUGCUAUAACAAACAUGGGAUCUGCUCUGCUUGGAAUGGACAUUGGUUUCAUGGGUCCAAACUACUCCAUCUCAACUGCCUGUGCUACCUCGAACUACUGUUUCUAUGCUGCAGCGAAUCAUAUUCGCAGAGGCGAAGCUGAUAUAAUGGUUGCUGGUGGCACUGAAGCCGCGAUCAUUCCAAUUGGUGUUGGUGGGUUUGUUGCAUGUAGAGCACUGUCACAGAGGAAUGAUGAUCCUAAGACAGCAUCCAGGCCUUGGGACAAGGACCGUGAUGGUUUUGUCAUGGGUGAAGGAGCUGGAGUACUGGUCAUGGAGAGCCUAGAGCAUGCAAUGAAACGUGAUGCUCCGAUUAUUGCGGAGUAUUUAGGAGGUGCUGUGAACUGUGAUGCUUACCAUAUGACUGACCCAAGAUCUGAUGGUCUUGGUGUUUCAUCAUGCAUUAAGCAAAGUCUUGAAGAUGCUGGUGUGGCGCCAGAGGAGGUCAAUUACAUCAAUGCUCAUGCCACAUCCACCCUUGCUGGUGAUCUGGCAGAGGUGAAUGCUAUCAAGCAAGUCUUUAAGGACCCAUCUGGGAUAAAAAUAAAUGCAACCAAGUCCAUGAUAGGACAUUGCCUUGGCGCAGCAGGCGGUUUGGAAGCCAUUGCUACUAUUAAAGCGAUAAAUACUGGAUGGGUGCAUCCAAGCAUAAACCAAUUUAACCCAGAGGAAGCUGUUGAAUUUGACACAGUACCUAAUGUAAAAAAGCAGCAUGAAGUGAACGUUGGUAUCUCUAAUUCAUUUGGAUUUGGAGGACACAAUUCGGUGGUAGUAUUUGCACCAUUUAAGCCAUAAUGUGUUACUUGCUUCACAAAUCUUGGUCAGAACAGCGAAGGUCUUUCUAGGAAUUUCUUUGGGAGAAGCAACUUCUGAUUUGAUAGCCGGCGAGUUACAAAUGAACUGAGAACUGAAAUCCAUUGCAUUUUAGAUAAGUCCAUGUUCAGUUAGAUUGAGAGCGGCUGUAUAACGUUGUUUUGCAUCAUUUGUAAUUGGUUGUACUUUUUUUUUCAUGUAAUGGAAGAAGAGGAAAUUUCUAGAAUUGUUCUGUAGAAGCACAUUUGGACCUUCUAGUUCAAUACCAUACAAAUGUAUUGGAGGCCAGGAAUUGUAUCUUGUCUGUACUACUGGAUCUUGACAGUUCUAUACAAUCGCAUUUUUUUUU